AAAAUUUGAAGUACUGGUAAAUUUAAAUGACAAUGUUUUCAGAAUUGUAAUUAAUAACUCAAUGAAGUGUGAUGUCAAAUUCAUUUUAUAAAAAAAUUUUUCAUAAAAAAUGAUGCCGUUUAAAUAGAAUUGGUGGAACUCUGAAAGAAUUGGUGUGAUGCAUGGAUUAAUACAACGCCUGUCACACGUAUGUAGCUACAGCUCAAAUUUUAAAUCCAUCGUAAAUACUAGAUUUUCAAUUGUCAACAAUAACUUCAAUUUUAAAAAGUUGAAAGCAUCUAAGUGAAUUUUUUUGUAUUAGUGUUAGAAAAUUGAUUUCAAUUGCAAUAUUUUGUUAAAUUUAGUGUCAACUUCCCAUAUUAUACUCAGAUUUAAUUAGCCCUUAGCAUGAAAAGUAUUGAAAUCAUGCUUUCAGAUUUUUCAAUCUUCUCAUAACUUCAUUUAAACUAAUAUUUGAUUUUUGUAAUCAUUAUUCUGUGAAUUUGCAAUAAAAUUUCUCUGAACUAUCUCUAAAUAUAUAUAGUUAAAAUUGAUGUAAGAACAAUGUUGCAAUAUGUCGUGGUAAGUUGUGCUUGCGAGUUUCUAUGCAAGUAUUAGUUCCGUAUUGUAACACAACUUGUCAAUGUGUUCAAAUGCCACCAGCACCUAGCAGACAACUUUUUACUCCUCAUGUCGUAAAAGUAUAUACAUAACACAUUUAGCUUUCAAUUCGUAUCCAUUUGGCACUUGAAAUUUUGAAAUAUUAAAUAACGUUUGACACAAUUUUCUUUGACUGAUUUUCUUAAAAUUUUUCUAUACAUUUAAUACUGUAAUUUUGUUUGAACGUUUUUUUCAUGAUUCGAAGUUACGUAUCUUUCCGUUUAAAAAGAUCGAUUGUUGUAAAAACAAAACGAUUCAUUUUCGAUUCUUAAGGUAAUGCAGGGCAGUUGUUAUUUCGCUUAGCAAAUCAAAGUUUACCACAACCUACAAUCCUGAGAUAAGACGAGACGAAACAAGUUCCAACUUUUAGUAUUGCUAUCUAAUGACUUCGCCAAUAGUUCAACUGUCCCAGCUUAAAAAAUUUAAAAACUAACUGUUAUUUUUAUUCUAUGUAUGAUUUAACGAUUCACGCAAAGUUCUCAGUUGCACAAGCAAUUAAACUUACUUAAGUGCCCGGUUGAAUUGAAUAUCAUUUCUAACUCCAUCAUGAGCUUUUAUGCUGUGGCAAAAGGCAGAAAUCCAGGAAUUUAUUACAAUUGGAGUGACUGUGAAGUUCAAAUUAAGAAAUUCUCUGGUGCGAGGUAUAAAAAAUUUUCCACUGCAAAAGAAGCAGAAAACUUUAUAAAUCUAAAUUCAGAGAAACCAAAAAAUGACACCCAACAAGGUAGCUCGUCAUCAAAAAAAGUAUUAAAAUAUUGCCAAAAUAUUCCUUCACUGAAAAGAGAUUUCUCUAAAAUUAGUCCUGAAGAAAAAAUAAAUGUCUCUUCGAAAAGAAUAAAAAUCAUUGAUCCACCAAAACAAAACAAGAAUGUGGAUGGAUUUUUAGAGGAUGAAAAUGGCUAUAUUGAAGUUUAUACAGAUGGAGCUUGUAAAUUCAAUGGGAGAGGAAAUGCAAAAGCUGGUUUCGGAGUUUGGUUUGGUGAUAAUCACCCACUAAAUGUAGUUCAAGCACUUGAUGGUAAGGCAACAAAUAAUAGAGCUGAAAUUAAAGCUGUAACAAUGGCAGCAAAACAGGCUGAAAAAGCAGGUAUAAAAAAAUUGAGAGUAAACACAGAUUCUCAAUUUUUAAUAGAUUGUAUUACAAAAUGGAUGCCAAAUUGGAAAAAAAAUGGAUGGGUUACUUCAAAAAAUGAAACUCCAAAAAAUAAGACUGAACUUAUUGAAAUGGAUGAAGCUUGUGCCAAAUUAGAUGUUAAAUUUAAUCAUGUGCGAGGACAUUGUGGUAUUCAUGGGAAUGAAAUGGCUGAUCAACUUGCCAAUUUAGCAUGUGAAAGAAGUAGCUAAUUUAUGACAGUUAAAACUAGAAUAAUUAAAUGAUUAAGUUAUUAUAUUACAGACUUGUAUUUAUAUUGGAAUAAAAUCAU
Trichogramma pretiosum is the source of this 2063-nucleotide messenger RNA. It is a transcript of the gene rnh1, whose product is annotated as ribonuclease H1. Gene Ontology annotation, biological process: DNA replication, removal of RNA primer. The record is from RefSeq and is a predicted model, not a curated record. The transcript has 6 exons. Gene Ontology annotation, molecular function: nucleic acid binding; magnesium ion binding; RNA-DNA hybrid ribonuclease activity. NCBI's taxonomy places the organism in Eukaryota, Metazoa, Arthropoda, Insecta, Hymenoptera, Trichogrammatidae. Bases 1186 to 1983 code for a protein of 265 amino acids.